AUGGCGACAGACAACUCAACAUGCAAAGGCAUUGAAGAUUUCACUCUGAGCGGAAUACCUCAUCUGGAUGACUUACAUUUCUGGCUUGGUUUUCCUCUCAUCUCAAUGUACGUUGUGGCCAUUCUGGGGAACUCUGCCAUUCUUUAUAUCAUUAUGGUGGACCGAGUGCUUCACGAACCCAUGUUCAUCUUUCUUUUAAUGCUGUCAGUUUUGGAUCUUCUAAUGGCCACCGCAGUCAUGCCUCGGAUGCUGGGGAUCUUCUGGUUUGGUGGUCGACGGAUCACCUUCAACAUGUGUCUGAUCCAGAUGUUCUUCAUCCAUUUCCUGUCUGCCCUGGAGUCCGGGAUACUGGUGGCCAUGGCUGUAGACCGCUAUAUGGCCAUUUGCCACCCGCUUAGACACUAUUCCAUUUUAAACAACAGGACUAUCAUGAAUAUCUCCGUGGUCGUGUUGGUCAGAGGGACAGCUGGGAUGAUUCCACUUCCAUUUCUUAUCAAGAGGUUGCCCUUGUGGAAGAGCAAUUUCCUGACCCAUUCCUACUGCCUGCACCAAGAGGUCAUGAUGUUGGCCUGCACUGAUAUAACAGUCAAUAUCAUCUACGGCCUGUUUAUUGCCCUCCCGGUUGUAGGGAUUGACUCUCUGUCCAUCGUUUUCUCGUACCUACUGAUUUUAAGGACAAUGGUUUCCCAGGUAAGGAGGACCAAUCUGAAGACCGUCAGUACAUGCGCCUCCCACCUAUGUGCUGUCCUCGUCUUCUACAUUGGUAUCUUUGGCCUUGUUGUGCUGCACAGGUUUCCCAACAGCACAAUCCCCAACCUUCACGUCCUCUUUGGUAACGUCUACCUCCUGUUCCCUCCUGUAAUUAACCCUUUAAUCUAUGGAAUUAAAACAAAGCGCAUCUCCAACAGGCUCUGCAGAUUGUUCGGCGAAGUGACAAGUCUCCGGACUUCGUUGUCAUGA
Messenger RNA from Nanorana parkeri, 960 nucleotides. Its product is annotated as olfactory receptor 51E1-like. The record is from RefSeq and is a predicted model, not a curated record. Gene Ontology annotation, cellular component: membrane. The transcript has a single exon. NCBI's taxonomy places the organism in Eukaryota, Metazoa, Chordata, Amphibia, Anura, Dicroglossidae. Gene Ontology annotation, molecular function: G protein-coupled receptor activity; olfactory receptor activity. Bases 1 to 960 code for a protein of 319 amino acids. Gene Ontology annotation, biological process: G protein-coupled receptor signaling pathway.